Molecule: messenger RNA, 4878 nt
Organism: Strongylocentrotus purpuratus (purple sea urchin)
Lineage: Eukaryota; Metazoa; Echinodermata; Echinoidea; Camarodonta; Strongylocentrotidae
Gene: guk1
Product: guanylate kinase
Exons: 9
Coding region: 182-838 (218 amino acids)
Biological process (GO): purine nucleotide metabolic process
Cellular component (GO): cytosol
Molecular function (GO): GMP kinase activity
Source: RefSeq, a predicted model, not a curated record
CAGAUCGCAUACGCUCUUGCACUGCACUGCACACCCUUGUUCGCCGUUUGUGAGUCGAAUGUCGUCGACAUCUAACAACUAAAACCAAACCAUAAAUCAACUAAAUCAAGUGUGGUAGAUCUAUACCAACAGAAAAGACGACCGCAUUAUCAGUAAGAAUUUACUUGAUCUAUCUGGACAGAUGUUCCGGAGAGGUCUGACGACGAUGGCUGACUACAUUCCAAGACCCUGUGUUUUCUGUGGGCCUUCAGGGUCUGGUAAGAGCACACUGAUCAAGAAGCUCAUGGAUGAACACCAAGAUACAUUUGGCUUCUCUGUCAGUCAUACUACAAGGAAUCCAAGGCCAGGGGAACAGGAUGGAGUUGAUUAUCAUUAUACAACUCGGGAAAAGAUGGAAAAAGCCAUUGCAGAUGGGGAGUUUCUAGAGAGUGCUCAGUUUUCAGGCAACCUGUAUGGUACAAGUAAAAAGGCGGUUCAGGAUGUGCUAGCAGCCCAAAGGAUCUGUAUUCUAGAUAUUGAAGUCCAAGGGGUGAUGAGCAUCAAGAAGACUGACCUCAAACCAAUCUAUAUCUUUGUCAAGCCACCGAGCAUUGCAGUCUUGGAGGAAAGACUUCGAGGCCGACAGACAGAUUCUGAAGAAGCCAUUCAAAAGAGAUUAACAACAGCAAUAAAGGAAAUGGAAUACAUUGACAAGCAAGAGCCAUGUGAAGGAAGUACAUAUUUCAUCAUGAAUGAUGAAUUUGAAAGGGCAUACAGUCAACUUAAUCAAAUAUUAGAUGAUGAGAUUAACAGGCUCAAGUCAAUGACGAGACCUCCUCCAACUCAACCUUCAUCGUAGUGAAUGAAGACAAAGAGGUGACUUAUGAACAAAUCAAGGGGAUCCUAAGCACGGACAUCGUCAAUCUAAGGGACAUCAGAUACAAGGCAAAGUGACCUUUCCAUGUCGUUGAGUAUCUCCGGAUGAAAUAUCAUGUAUUUCUUAAACUACAGAGCGAAAUAUUUACGUUUUCUUAGUGUAAGGUAUAUGUGUAUUUUAUAGAUGAAAUCGGCAUGUUCAUGAUUUCUAGCACUUCCAAUCUAUCUGUCUCAAUAUAUUCUUCUAUUAUUGUUCGUAGAGUGAUCAUGUUUCCUUGGUAGUUAUUCAAAUGCUGAAAAGUUUCAAUAAACGAUAGCCUGGAUUCAUACAAAGGGACUGAUUUUAAUCCAGUUUUAAAUCUUGAUUAAGCAGGCAGAGUAAGUUGUGGACCACCAAGUGUCAAUGUCUCAAUUCUAAAAGAUUACCAUUAUCAUGAUAUCAUGUUGGAUUCAUUUCAUAUUCAUACUCUUAUGGAUGUACAGAAUAAAGAUCUUGACACUUGAUGCUAGGCACACAAGUCAAACCAGGAUUCACUUAGACCGCCUUCAUGAAUAUGGUAAGAUGUAUUUACAUGAAUUUAUUGCACACAAUCCUUACUGGAUUUGGGGUAAUUUAUGUUUGCGGAGUACAGUUACUCUUAUUCAGUAGAUUACUAAAGUAACUUAUCUUCAACGUGAACCAAAUUGGACGGUUUGAUCAGGUUGCUGUGUGCAUGUUUGCCUAGUUUAGAGUGAUCUUCUGACCUAAUUCACAUUCAGUGAGCCCAAAUAUAAGUAAAGUGUGUAUUCAAAUACUGUUUGCUCCUCAUAUUAAUCUACAAAUCAAUGAUGUGGAGACUAGAUUCAAUGUGUUGAAAUAAACAUGUAAUGUGGGCAUACCAGUUUAUACUUCUAGCUUACAGUGAUUUGCCUGAUCAUAUGGCAACUGUUUACAUGUAUUUAGCACAUAUGCACUAUGUGCAGGUUCAUAAAAGCUCUGAAAUUUGCACCAUAUGGUUUACCUUGUCACUCAUCUAGUAGUUUUCACAUACAUAGCAAAUCAGCAAUGCAACAGAAAUAUUUAUUAGCCUCUUGAAUCAAAUGAAGGAACAAAUACAAGAAUUGAAAAGUAUGAAAGGUAAUUAUAUGAAUUUUUCAUUGCUAUGCUGCGUGUGUUUGCUUAUACAUGUACAUGUAAAGAUAUAUUUCCUUGCUAUGUGUGAAAAUAGUUGGUAUUCCUUGAUUUUGUGUGUUUAAAAGAUUUAUCUAGUUUGUGUUGAAACUUCAAAGUGUAUUUAAGCAGAACAAAUGCAGUUUUCUUGAGUUUGUGUCUUUUGAUCUGCUAUGUACUAGUAAAAACUUUCAGAUUCACGGCUUGAACGAUAUACCCCAGUACUUGUUAGUACAAAUGAUUUUACAUGUAAGUAGGAAAGUACACAAUUAUUGUUAGAUUUUGUAUCAUACGGAAGAUGUAUUGACAUACAAAUUUAUUAAAAUGUCAAUGGAAUGUUCCUGAGUUAUAUAGUUGAUGUAUCAGAAAGGUUAUCUUCAAUGUUCUGUAUCAUACUCUAAAAAAAAAAAAAAAUUGGCAAUUUGUUAACGAUAGCCAAUUUUCAUGGCCAGAAACUUUGCGAAUCUGGACCACUUGUGAAAGUCUGUAGAGAUUCAAGCAUUUAAAAUUUGUAGUUUUCCUAGAAGCAAUUGAUCUGUGGAGUAUUUUAUACCUACACAUACAUGUAUAUGUAGGUAUAAUAUUUCUUCCUAUUCUGUAGUCCAACUCAAGGAUUAUUUUAUAAUAGAAUUAAUACUGAAAUUAAGGUUCGAUCAGAUAUAGCUGCUGUUACACAACAAAGGUCCUGCUCGUAUUCACUGAGUUUUGUGUGUUAAGAUAUAGAGAAACGUGACACACAAUAUGCUUGACGUCAUCAUGAAAAGAUAUAAAGGGUUUACUGCAACACAACUAGGAUAAAGUGUGUGAAAGAUGUAAUCAAAUUGCAAACACUAUCAGUCUGUAUGCACCAUGUAUGUGUUGUACUAAUUUGUAUUUCAUCUAAUGAUAUCAACAUUGAAGAAAAAAAUGAUACCAAUGAAAUGAUAGGAAGAAAGAGAUGAAGUAAGUGAAGCAAAUAUAGUUACCAAUAUCAUGCAUUCCCGAAAUUGUUAAGGAAUUAAGUGUUUAUAAAAUACUUGGAAGGAAGGAAAAUAUUGAGCUGUAUCAUUGUGCUUUGAAAGCUCCAUGUUGUUCAAUUUAAUGAAGAAAUAGUGAGUACCUUCUUAACAGCCUUUUGCUAUCAAUUGUCAUUAAAAUGGGAUUAAUUUUACCCUAAAAUUGUUGAGAAAUAAGAUGAAAUGAAUUUGUGUUCAAAAGAAGCAGCUGCAUGUGUUUUUAAUAUCUGUUUGGUUCGGCUUACAAUUUUUUUAUACAUUUAUGUGUUUGUUUUUAUAUUUAUUGUGUGAGUUUUGGUAUGAAUUGCUUAAUCAUCAAAACAGUAAUCCAUUCAAUGAGACAUAUUCUGAGUGUGGAAAUAACCCCAUUAUCUGAUGAAUUGAUAUUCAAAUAUUGGAACACAUCUUUAAUAUUUAUGGAUUUAAAUGUACCCUUUGAUCAUUGUUAGAGAUAAGCUUAACAUAUCAUUUACAUAGUUGUUUUUUAUGGUAAAGUAUUGCACAAUAUUUUGUUAGCAUGAUGCUUCCACCCUCGCACGAAGGUUUGGUCUUGCUCAAACAGAUAUAAAAAUCUGAACAAGAUAUUGAUAUGAAGACUGUUCAUUCACAUACAUGCACUUUAGUAAUCAAGAUCACCUUUUCAGAGUGAAUGUAGUACUUGAGCAGUUGAACUGCAACAGUGGAUGUAAUCUACAGCUGUAGCAAUGGAGUGAAUCGUGUAGGUCGAUUUAAUCAAGUUUAUUUGAAUUGUAAUUUGAAUCUUUUAUAAAACUGUGGCAAUUACAAGAUAUUGUACUUUAAUGUAUGUUACUUAGCUCUUAAUUUCAUUCUCUUCACUUGCAUUGUACUGUAAGUUUGUCUAAAUUACAAUUUGUCCUUUAAAUCAUGUGGAUUGAUUUCAAAUUGCAGAAUAUAAAACCUCAUGUUUUCACUGUCGUGUAAACCAAAUGAUAUGUAUUUGAAGCAUCAUUCAAACGCAUUUAUAAACAUACUUAUAAGACAGCCAAGAGAAUUUUGUCUUGCUGCUGUAGCAUUGAAUAUUAUUGACAUUAAUACGGCAUUAUUGAAUCGUGACUAGAAUUUUUACCUCAUAUAAGUGAAUGUACGUUUCAGGUAAUUAUGAAGAAUUCAAAUAUUCUAACAAGAACUCAUUAUCACAAUGCCUAUUUCAUGUACUGUUUAGAUGUUCUAUGGCGAUUGUACGAAGUUUUAUCCUCAAUUAAUUUAGCCAAGGAGAUUCUGUUUCGCUGUGAUUCAAGUGUCUGUAGUUUGAACUGUAUCAGAAAUUUCAAGUUUGAUUUUAAAUGCUAUUAUUUUGCAAAAUUAUGGAAAGUGUGUAUAUAAUAGAAUCUUGAUGUUUUAUGAGAAAUAUGUACAUGAAAUACUAAUAUCAUAACAAGGAAUAAGCAUGAAUGUUUUCCCCUUUUAGUAGGAUACCUUCCAUUGGACAUUUCAUUAAUCAUUUUACAGAAAAUAACAUUAAAGUUCAACUGAGGAAUGAAAUGAAUACAGAAAUAAGAUUGUGUAUCAAAAUCAUGCAUCGAAUAUUAAAAAACCUUGAUUUUUAUAAUUAUUUUCAAUAUUUUGGUAAUUUGUUAUUGUGAGAUCAGUAAUAUGUCCAAUUUAUUAUGUGCAUUUGUGUAGAUGACCAAUUUUAUACUUUUCUGUUGGGAUAUAUUGCAAAUAAUUGGAAUAACAAAAGUAUAGUUCAUGUGUGUAUCAUGGCAACUCAUAAAGGUAUUCAGGAAUUUGAAGUAAUGUGCAUGACUAAACACCCCAAAUGUUGUUUCAUUAUUUAAUCUUUCUUGGUGUGAAAAUUGAAACAAAACAAUGCAUGAAAUACAGAGUCAAAUAAAAUAGUUAUGACACAACAAGAAA